Meloidogyne enterolobii is the source of this 345-nucleotide messenger RNA. The record is from the annotation of a GenBank genome assembly. Lineage: Eukaryota; Metazoa; Nematoda; Chromadorea; Rhabditida; Meloidogynidae.
UAUCAUUCCAAUAAAAUUAAAAAUUUUUAGUAUGCAAUGAAAAUGAGGCACAAGGUCAGCAAAGAAAUAAAAUACAUAGUCAAAUGCAGAGGGUGUUGGGAUACAGUUGACUCUCCUCUGGACUUCAACAAAUUUAAAUCAAUGGUCGAAGCUUAUGGCGAGGAUCAAGAACCAGUACUACUUGAAAGAACGCACUUUCAACCGAGUUGGCGUCAUGGGGAAAUUACGAGUCGGUCACAAACUCGGAGAUAUGCCCCUAUCUAUGAUAAAGGAUUAAUUGAUUCAAAUUUUGAUUGUUACCCGUACGGAUAUAGAGGAGAUCCAAUAAUUGAUCCGACUAAAUAA